UUGAGUCAUGAGUGUUUUUCCUCUCUGCGAACUCUCUCCCCACCCCCCUCCUUUCCCUCUUUCGCUCCGUUUAAGAUUCAUUCAUUUCACCCACGAAUAAAAUUAACAACUGCAAAAUUUUAUGUGAGAACUCAAAACCCUAACAAGGUUUCCAAUCCCUAGGGUUUUCUCUGAAUUUCAGUCACGAUAAAUCAUUUAAAUGGAUAAAAACGCCGAGGAAGAAGAAGCUUUGGAUGGCCACUCAUUUCAACUCGACAAUAACUCCGCAGCAACGGUAACAGUGGGCUUGGAGGAAGCGUAUCAAGAUGGGGGGCCCCAAUGUGUGCUCGAGUCCACAUCCGAGUUGGAUGAAUUGCGACAGGGUAGAAGUGAAAUCGAGACACAGGAGACACAGGAGGUGGCGGUUGCUGGGGGAGAGGGUUUGAUAGACCAGGAACGUGAUUCCCCGGUCGAGUUGGGGGAGCCGGGAUUCGGUGGAGGCGAUGGCGAGUCGCGAGUAUCGUCAACAUCGGUGGUGGUCGAGGAGGGGAGUUUGGCUGGCAGACAGCAGGAGAAGGAUGGUGAGAAGAAGGUGAUUGUUGACGGUGAUGAGUCCCUGGGACCACCAGUACCCGCAGCACAAAUGUUUUCUGGAGAAGAGGAGGCUGAAAUUGCGAGGGAUGGAGAGAAGAGAGAGGAUGUCUAUGGUGAGAAUGGUCUGAUCGAUAGGGAGGAUGACCUGACGCAAGAUAUGGAGGCCGUGGACCCGGCAGUGGUCGAUGUGGCGAAAGAAACUACGGCGGAGGUUAGGGAAAUGGCUGAAGUGGCGGAAGAUAGGGGAAUUGCGGAGGAAAAAAAUGUUGCAGACGGAGUAGUAAUACCUCCUGAAGAGAAAGAGGAUAGUGAUGAGCUGAAGGAAAGGGAAAUUGGAGAUAAGGACGCGACUGACAUGGUGGAGGAAAGCGGUGUUCCGAGCGAGAAAGAGGUUGUUGACAUGGCAGAGCGGUCGGAGUUGGCUGGCGUGGGAGAUGGAGAGGAGAUUAUGGAGGGAACGGUAAUCCCUCCUGAAGAGAAAGAGGAUACUGAUGAGCUAAAGGAGAAGGAAAUUGAAGAUAAGGAUGCGACUGAUAUGGUGGAGGAAAACGGUGUUCCGAGUGAGAAAGAGGUUGUUGGCAUGGCAGAGCAGGCGGAGUUGGCUGGCGUGGGAGAUGGAGUGGAGAUUAUGGAGGGAACGGUAAUCACUGUUGAAGAGAAAGAGGAGACUGAUAAGCUGAAGGCGAGGGAAAUUGAAGAUAAGGAGGCGACUGAUAUGGUGGAUGAAAAUGGUGUUCCGAGCGAGAAAGAGGUUGUUGACGCGGCAGAGCAGGCGGACAUGGCUGUUACGGCAGAUAGAGGGGAGAUGAUGGAGGAAACGGAGAAGUCAGAGGAGACAGGAAUGCCUAAAAGGAUAGAAACAUCGGAAAUGGGAAGCGCGGAUGUUGAAACAGAAGAGGAAGCACAUAUGGAAGGAACGGCAGUGAUGACUGACAGGGUAGAUGCAAUAGAAACGCAAGAAGAAACAGAUAUGGUUGAUGAGGUGGAGAGAACAGAAACGCAGGAGGAGACUGCUCUAGCUGACAUAGAUGAGGGAAUAGAGACAGCAGAGGAGAUGGACGAGACAGAGAACAUGGAGGUACAGGAGGAGUUCAUGAUUACUGAUGCGGCAGAUACAAUUGAGACAGUUGGCGAAGAGGAGGGAGCAGAGGGAAUGGAGGAGGUGGAUGAAGCAAGUAAGACCAUUGGUGGAAAAAGGAAGCGUGGGAAGAAUGUGAGAGCGUCAGCAAUUAGAGGAGCCACAAGGAAAAAGGUAGAGGAGGAUGUUUGUUUCAUUUGCUUUGAUGGGGGUGACCUUUUCCUCUGUGACCGCAGGGGAUGUCCAAAGGCUUACCAUCCUGCAUGUGUUGGUCGGGAUGAGGCAUUCUUUCGAGCUAGGGGUAAAUGGAACUGUGGUUGGCAUCUAUGUAGCAAAUGUGAGAAGAAUGCACACUACAUGUGUUACACAUGUACAUUUUCAUUGUGCAAAGGAUGUAUCAAAGAUGCUGUCAUCUUAUGUGUCAGGGGCAACAAGGGUUUCUGUGAGACAUGCUUGGAUACAGUCAUGAUGAUUGAAAAGAAUGAGCAGGAAAAGAAAGAAACGGCACAGGUAGAUUUUGAUGACAAAAGUAGCUGGGAAUAUCUUUUUAAGGACUACUGGAUUGAUCUAAAAGCAAGAGAAUCAAUUAACUUAGAGGAACUGUCUCAGGCUAAAAACCCUUGGAAAGGAUCUGAAUUACGUGCUAAUAAGCAUGAAUGGGCUGAAGAUGAUGACACUGCCAAUGAUGGAGGAUCAUGUUCAGACAGCUCAUCUAGAAAUGCGGAAAAAACUAUCUCGAAAGGAAGAAAGACCAGGAGAGGUUUGAGGUCUGAUGCCCGGGAGGGGAGUGCACCAAGCAGAGCUACAACUGUUCUUAAAGGGGUUCCUAAAGGUGAAAAGGUGGAGUGGGCCUCUAAAGAAUUACUGGAGGUUGUGAUGCAUAUGAGAAAUGGUGAUAAAUCUUUUCUACCCCAGUCAGAAGUACAUAAUCUCUUAUUGGAGUACAUAAAAAAGUAUAACCUUCGUGAUCCUCGCCGCAAAAGUCAAGUUAUUUGUGAUUCUAGGCUUCAAACUUUGUUUGGGAAACCUCAUGUGGGGCAUUUUGAGAUGUUAAAUCUUCUUGAUUCUCACUUUCUUGUAAAGGAGGAUUCUCAAGCCGAUGAACUUCAAGAGAGUGUAGUUGACACUGAAGCUAAUCAUUUAGAGGCCGACGACAGCCCUGAUGCUCUAGUGAAGAGGGGAAAAGACAAGAAACGUAAAACACGUAAAAAGAGUGAUGAUAGAGGUCGUCAAUCUAAUUUAGAUGAUUAUGCAGCUAUUGACAAUCACAAUAUUAAUUUGAUUUACUUGCGGCGCAAUCUGGUGGAGGAACUAAUCGAAGAUAUUGAGACAUUUCAUGACAAAGUUGUUGGCUCUUUUGUGAGAAUAAGAAUAUCUGGCAGCAGUCAAAAGCAGGAUUUAUAUAGGCUGGUCCAAGUUGUUGGCACGAGCAAAGCUACACAGCCAUAUAAAGUGGGCAAAAAAACAACUGAUUUUCUGCUUGAAAUUUUAAACUUAAACAAGACAGAGGUGAUAUCGAUUGAUAUAAUCUCAAAUCAAGAGUUCACUGAGGAUGAAUGUAAACGUCUUCGCCAGAGCAUAAAGUGUGGACUUAUAAACAGAUUGACUGUGGGUGACAUUCAGGAAAAGGCCAUAUCAAUCCAGGAAGUAAGAGUCAAAGAUUGGUUGGAAACAGAGAUAAUGCGACUUAGUCAUCUUCGUGAUCGAGCAAGUGAAAAAGGUCGUAGAAAGGAGCUCAGAGAAUGUGUUGAGAAACUACAGCUUCUAAAGUCACCAGAUGAACGCCGACGUAGACUAGAGGAAAUUCCAGAAAUACAUGCUGACCCCAACAUGGAUCCCAAUUAUGAGUCUGAAGAAGAAGAUGAAGCAGAUGAUAAGAAACAAGAUAGCUUCAUGCGGUAA
Molecule: messenger RNA, 3553 nt
Organism: Carica papaya (papaya)
Lineage: Eukaryota; Viridiplantae; Streptophyta; Magnoliopsida; Brassicales; Caricaceae
Gene: NERD
Product: GW repeat- and PHD finger-containing protein NERD
Molecular function (GO): protein binding; metal ion binding; DNA binding
Source: RefSeq, a predicted model, not a curated record